This is a messenger RNA of Candidozyma haemuli, 4482 nucleotides long. It is a transcript of the gene MDS3, whose product is annotated as Mds3p. The transcript has 2 exons. Gene Ontology annotation, biological process: cell redox homeostasis. The record is from RefSeq and is a predicted model, not a curated record. Gene Ontology annotation, molecular function: protein binding. Gene Ontology annotation, cellular component: mitochondrion; cytosol. NCBI's taxonomy places the organism in Eukaryota, Fungi, Ascomycota, Pichiomycetes, Serinales, Metschnikowiaceae. Bases 1 to 4482 code for a protein of 1493 amino acids.
AUGACCACCUUUCUACCCACAUCCAGCGCCUGCCAUUUGUUGCAGUUGCCUCCGACAGAGAAAGAUGAUCGGCUCAACUUGAACGUGCGGACGGGUUCGGCGUCCAUUCUUCAUAAUUCCAUGGUGUUCACUUUUGGUGGGCUUACUGUGGGGUUGGACUUGGAUACCGACGUGAAUGCUAAGCAUAUUCUGCAGACAUUUUUGCUGAAGUUGGGGCCGAACAAGCUGAAGAAGAUUAGGAAAUACCUUUCGGGCGAGUUGUUUUAUUUAGACUUGCUUUCCAAGAGCUGGUCCAGGGUUCUGCUCCCGGAACUGGCUCCUAGACCCAAACCUCGUUUGUUCCAUGAAAUGGCCAAGGGCAAUAAUUGCGUUUACAUUUUUGGCGGGCUUGUGUUUCCUGAGGAUGGAGACGAGCUGACCGACGAGAAAGCUAGCCGUUUGGUACCGUGCAACGACCUCUGGCAGUUCGAUUUGCGCUCCAAAUCUUGGUCCAUGCUCCACGAAGGCAUAGGGUUUAAUUCGGGCCAUAGCAUUCCUCCUCCCAGAUACUGCCAUAAAAUGACGCUUAUCAAUAGCCUUCAUUUUGCUAAGAAAAAAGACCAUUGCGGGUUGGUCAUUGCCGGUGGACAAGACGCCGACUCAAACCCGUUAUAUGAUAAUUACGCUUUUGACCUUGUUGAGAAAAAGUAUGUGGAUGCUGGUAAUCCCAUCUUUUUCAGUGCAUCUUCUGGCGAUAAGCAAAAAGAUGCUUCGUCGGGGUUAUCGCAGUUUGAGUCUGUUAGUAAAGACAAGACCGUCAAUGUUAACUACUUAAACAGCGUCAUUGUCAACUUUUCCGAAGAAGUCGAGCAUCACCAUCACCACCUCCAUCAUCAUAACCACGGGCAUAGUCACGAAAGGCGCGAGUCUGAGAACCACGGUCCUAUAGUACAAGACAUCUCGACCGCCGAAGAAGAAUCCAUAAUACUUUACUCGCCAACAAGCUCCUCACAGAAAGAUCCAUCAGUCAACCCAUUACUUUCGUUCAGAAUCGGUAAAAAAAUCUGUCGAGGCAAAGUGAUGCCACUACAUAAAAAGAAGUCAGUUGGAGCAUCUGUGAGCGAACAAAGAGCGAACAUCUUACGUCAAACUAUUCCUCACAACCUUAGAUUUCCAACUGGUGGAUUGUUCGGUCAAAACCUUGUUAUUGUUGGCUUCCUACCAGACGACCUUGAUAUUUCCAUAUUCAUUUACAACAAACCCACAGGUAAAUGGUCUCGUCUCAACAUAUUCUGUCACCAUGAUUACGGCUCCCACAGCAGUGUUCGUUACUUUUCAUCCAUGAUAACUGUCAGUCUACCGGUCACCAACAUCCUUGCAUCUUUUGAAUUGGCUGGAAGUCACUUCCACGGUCCAGACGGUAAGAAGUACUUAACCAACGAGACAAGUUCCGCGGAAGAAUUUGCUUCUGCUAGUUCUUCUGCUGAGGAUACAUCAUCCCUCAGCGAGCUAGACGAAGAAGACAUUCCUGACUUCAAUCCUGCAAGAAAGUUUUCCACAAUGUCUUCAAAGAGUGAUAGAGCGCCAGCAAACAACAUGAGUUUCAACGAGUAUGUUCACUAUGCUGCACCAAAAGUUAGCUACACGAAGAUUAGAUCGGUGUUUCCUCCUGCUGCUAUCACGCUCGGAAGAAGUGCUUUUGAUAGGUACGGUGACUUGAUGUCCGACUUAGAGUUGAUCUCAACGAGUGGUGACAGAAUCCCAGUUUCUAUGGCGGUAUUGAGAGAGAGAUGGGGUAAAUACUUCAUCGAUCUUCUCGCUAAAGCUUAUGUUGGAGCUGUUGACAAGUUCGAGUUUGACCAAUUGCAAAGUGAAAGCUCGCAGAAGCUCAGAGCUUCACGGAGCAGUGGCGGUAGUCUGGAUUCUAAGAGUACAAGGCAUGGCACUUCCAGUGAAGAUAUCUCAAGCAGUGAGCCACUUGCUGACAGACAGGAGAAAACGUUCCAUGUUUCUAUUCCGUCAGUCAAGCCAUCACAGAAGGAACCUCCCCAGUUUAGACUUCCCUUUCAGGACGCACCUACUACCGCCAAUUUGACUUCAAAGGAGCUUGGUUCCAUAGAUCCUCACAAAAAGGUUGCUGACAGAAAGGCUUCAGUGUCGUCGUUUUCGUCAGCAAACUCCUUACUCACAUCGCAGCUUCAAGAUAUUCCUCCACAGUUACCUAUGCCUAAUGAGCCAUUGCCUGCCGUUCCAGCGACUCCAACGACGUUCAAGCCAGGAUCUCGUAAGAACUCGACCGAUGCUACCUCGCCAAGGGCAUCUCUUCUUCAUACAUUGACAGUCUUGAGAAGCAUUCCAUCGCAUGGUGGUAAAUCUCCAAGAGCAUCUCCAUUUGCUUCUCCAAGAGGCUCUGUGUCUGCCUCACUGGAUCCUCCAAUCACUGAAGUCGCUGUUCCAGUAAUGAGCAAAACAACUUCCCUCAAUAAGCCACAAGAUGAACCCGUGAGAAGUCCACUUGAUUCGUUGGAAAUUCAGUCUGAUAGACGUGCUUCAUCAUCUACAAGGACAUCGUCAAACUCCGAUUCUCUGAGCAAGAAGGCAUCAUUGUCUACUCUCAAUGCUGAGACUCCUGCAACCGCUAGAAGUCUACAUGAAGAUGAUUUCGACGCAAGACUGGCUCACGAACCAUACCACCAUGCAUUAUUGGAUUUCGAUAGCAAUGAUGCCGAAUCUUUCAAAAUGGAACCUUCUUUGAUUCCUAGAAAGUUGUAUAUUCCUUUCUGCACAAGCUCACUUAAAGCUUUUGCAGAGUACAUGUACACUGGUCAGGUCGGAAAUAAGUGGACGCUCAGACCUUGUUUACUUGAUUGCAUGUUGAUUGCGAGAUAUUUUAAAGUGCCAUUGCUUUAUGACUUGAUCAGUGAGGUGUUGUAUGGUAUUAUUGGCAGAAAAGAAGCUCACAUCAUCAAGGAAGGAAAACGCUUGAAGCGGAAGUAUUUGGACUGCUUUGCUGAUCUCGGUAGAAGUGUCGAUACGAACCUCAGACUUCCAAUUGAUGAAUACGAGGGCUUUAUGGAUACAGUUGACGACGGUUACUUGGAUAUUGCAUUAUUGCGUAAAUCUUCUAGCCUCCACAAGGCCAGUGUGUCGAGUCAAGGAAGCAAAAAGAAGACUACAUCUACGCCUGCUAGCAUCCCUGAAGAGAAGACGAGUUUUAAUGAUGGGGACUACUUCCAAUCGAGAACUAAGCGUUUGAAUUCUGAAGAGCCCAAGUCACCCAAGUCAGGACUGCUUGCUGCAGGAGACAUUCACCAUGGAGAGGAGUCUAGAUCCGAACAGGAAGACGAGGAUGACUUUUAUCAAAGCGAUAUUCAUUUCCUUGAUUUCAAUGAAAGUAAGAGUUUUGGCCUCAAUCCACGUUCAAAGUCCGUGUUUGAUCGCCUGGCUUAUGAUUCUGUGACGUACAUGACAAAUGAAGCUGAAGAGGAAGAGAAAGAGAAGUCGCUCAUGACGACCUUGGAAGUGCUUGUGUCGCCUGAAUCUCCACCACCAAGUGACUACGUGAUCGAUCUUAUUCAUGAAAUUUCAUCGAUCUGUACGGACGUGAAGCUUAUGUUACGUUCUCUCAAUGUCAAGCACAUGUCAAGGGCAUUGAAGCAGACCGAAGAAGACUACUACAAGCUCGAAAGAGUUGCACGUCAAGCACACGCGAACGACGACGAUAAUCAACUGCAAGUGACCAUGACUCAACGAGGAUCCACAAGCGAAAGACCUUCGGUGACGACGCUUAGACCAGGUUCUGGAUCUGGUGGUGCCAUUCCAUUUAAGCGUCUGCCAACAGUUGAUUUGAGCGAUCUGGGAUCUCCACACCCACAACCGCUGACGAUGAGAUCGUCUACUUCGCUCAAUACUACCACGUCGGCUUUCAAGUUCACGCCAUUGAAGUCUACUAAUACUGGCGGAAGGACAAACUCGAAGAGUCUGCUUGAAGACAACAAGGACUUGGACAGACGCAUUGCACAGAUUAUCAAGCAAGAGGAAAAGACCAAACAGAAGGCCGCUAAGGAAGAGAAACAACGGGUUGCUAAAGAAGAGAAACGCGCUGCCAAAGAAGCCAAACAAAAGACCGUUGAAAAAGAAGCUAUUAAGAGUGACAAGGAAGAUAAGUCGGAUCUGUUAUCGCAGCAAUCACUGAAACAUACAUCCACUGCGCUCGAGAGAAACAACACCGAGCCAGGCUUCUUCACCCCGAGACACGAGGAAGGCGACGCCUCGUCUAUCUUCUCCAAGCCAUCCAUUGCUUCCAAAGACAAAAAACCAGGAAUCAUGCUGCGUAUUGGGCACAAGCUCAGACACCCUGAACAGCCCAAGCAGACAACGGACUCCGGUGACAGUGACGUAAGAAGUAUCACGACGACCAAGUCGUCCAGCAGCCAGACGUCAAACACCAGCAAGAAGUCAGCCCGUCGUACAGGGUUGUUUGGCUUGCGCAAGAGAAACUAA